GGAAUUUAAAUUCGAUGCUUCCACUGUGCUUAGAAAGCCUAUCUCAGUUUUCAUGUCUGAGACAUUACCCCGAAAUCCGACCAUAUUAGAACGAGUAAUUGAAAUAAUUGACGAACUCGGAGUGGCCAGCGCAAAAGCUCAAGGCCUCCGCCAUCCAGUGACGACAACCGACAAGCUUCAAUCAAAUCCCAAUCAUCGAAUUUAUAUUAUGAAGCAUGAAGAGGUUUGCGCGGGUUCCAACUCUGCUGUGAGCGGCGUCCUGGGGACUUCAGAUCCAUUUGGAGAGCCGCACGCGAUGAUGACUGGACGGACGAACACAAAGGUCGUAGGCAUGAUCAAGCUUGGAGUAAAAAAUUUAUUCGUGAUGGAUGAAUUUGGCCGACAUCUUCAGAUUAGUCCGCUAUGUGUUCUUGACAUUUAUGUCCACGAGGCCUACCAACGGAAAGGAUAUGGGAAGCGCCUAUUUGACUAUAUGUUAAUGAUUGAAAUGCAAAGACCAGGCCAUCUUGCGUAUGACCGCCCUUCUCCUCGCUUGCUAGCCUUCUUAAAAAAGCAUUAUGGACUUUACGAAUAUAUUCCACAGGUCAACAACUUUGUAGUGUAUAAAGAAUAUGGACUGGGUUCCUUACAGCCGGACAGAACCGGACGAGUCAUCAACACUCCACCACAUGCCACGAAGCCUCUUCCAAACGGGAAACAAACAGGCAGAUCCGAUGCCAACCCGAUCACAAAUGGAUCUUGGCAUGUAAAAGACUAUCGAUGUCGAAGAGGGUAUUCAAGAGAGGCUAUCACCAGGGAUGGUCACCAUGUCCGCCCGCAAUUGCCCGGAAACGUUCCCAAUCUGUCACAUCCGGUCAAUCUUCCCACUCCGCAACCACCAAAAUCCACCACGCCGGAACCACCAACAGAAUCAAACACUCUUCACUCGCCACCAAAGGAGCUCCAGCAUCCACCUCGUCUUCCACCCCUACCAACCAAUCCUGAACCCCGCCAAGUACGACGAUCCGAACCUCAACAACAGCCGCACAAUCACCUUCCACCGCUUGAUGUGCCCAAUAUUAGUCCACCACCGGACUGGGCAAUUCCUCGAAGGCUUGGGGGUCGUCAUACUGGAAGCGAGUUGGCGACUAAAUAUGGGAGCUUUGUGCCGAGAAUGGACACUAUUGGAUCAGCAAGCUAUCCUAACAAAAAUUGGAAUAAGACACGACCCCGACGACAACCUGCUGUUGGAUUCUAGCGCUGCACGCACCAUCUUUUAUAAUUGUAUAAUAUUAUCUUUAAAUAAUUUCUGAGCGUAGAACAAAGAAUAUACGAAGCAGCAUAGCACGGCUGUAAACAAAAGACAUGUUACUACAUUGUAAGAUAAUCAUCAAUUG
Spizellomyces punctatus DAOM BR117 is the source of this 1376-nucleotide messenger RNA. RefSeq lists its product as uncharacterized. The record is from RefSeq and is a predicted model, not a curated record. The transcript has 10 exons. Gene Ontology annotation, cellular component: microtubule. Gene Ontology annotation, biological process: alpha-tubulin acetylation. The coding region runs from base 53 to 1237 and encodes 394 amino acids. NCBI's taxonomy places the organism in Eukaryota, Fungi, Chytridiomycota, Chytridiomycetes, Spizellomycetales, Spizellomycetaceae. Gene Ontology annotation, molecular function: tubulin N-acetyltransferase activity.